Quercus robur (English oak) is the source of this 1069-nucleotide messenger RNA. RefSeq names its product ras-related protein Rab7. The record is from RefSeq and is a predicted model, not a curated record. The coding region runs from base 205 to 825 and encodes 206 amino acids. NCBI's taxonomy places the organism in Eukaryota, Viridiplantae, Streptophyta, Magnoliopsida, Fagales, Fagaceae. Gene Ontology annotation, cellular component: vacuolar membrane. The transcript is spliced from 7 exons. Gene Ontology annotation, molecular function: GTPase activity; GTP binding.
CAGGUCAGUCCAGCUUUUUGGUUCCCAGACUACGAAGCUCCGAUUUGCUCUAGAGAGAAUUAUUCGCAUUUGAUUCUCACUCACACACACACACACACACACACACAUACGGAGCCAUAGUCCGAAAAACUACAAAAAAACCAAACAGCCCCUCCAAAUCAAUCAAUCUCUCUCUCUGAUCGAAUCGAAUUCGAUAUCCGUACCAUGCCUUCCCGUAGAAGAACCCUCUUGAAGGUCAUCAUCCUCGGCGAUAGCGGGGUUGGAAAGACCUCUUUGAUGAACCAAUAUGUAAAUAGGAAGUUUAGCAAUCAAUACAAGGCGACAAUCGGAGCUGAUUUUUUGACAAAGGAAGUGCAGUUUGAAGAUAGGCUCUUCACCCUACAGAUCUGGGAUACAGCUGGCCAGGAAAGAUUCCAAAGCCUUGGUGUUGCCUUCUACCGUGGUGCUGAUUGCUGUGUUCUUGUAUAUGAUGUUAAUUCAAUGAAGUCAUUUGACAACCUUAACAACUGGAGAGAAGAAUUCCUUAUUCAGGCAAGUCCCUCAGAUCCAGAAAAUUUUCCAUUUGUUGUUCUAGGGAACAAGGUCGAUGUAGAUGGUGGAAAUAGUAGAGUGGUUUCAGAGAAAAAAGCUCGAGCUUGGUGUGCAUCAAAGGGAAAUAUUCCAUACUUUGAGACCUCUGCCAAGGAAGGUAUUAAUGUGGAAGAAGCCUUUCAGUGCAUAGCUAAGAAUGCCCUGAAGAGUGGUGAAGAGGAAGAAAUAUACUUGCCAGACACCAUUGAUGUUGCAAGCAGCAGUCAGCAGCGGUCAACUGGUUGUGAGUGCUAAAUAUAAUGCCUGGAUUUUUUUUUUUUCAGUAAAAUAAAUUUAUCUUUAGAAGUCCUAGAAACAAUUCGAUCCCGUUAAACUGUUUUAUUGUUAAGUAUGCUGCACUGUAUAUUAGUGUGUGAAACAAAUUAGUCCAUUUGUUGUGGUUGGAUUUGGUGGUUUGUUACCUGUGUAAGUACUGCUUGAAUGAUCAAGUUACAUUAUUUAUCAAGGUUAUUGUUGACAAUCAAAGUUCUAAAGAUGA